AUGUCGGUCAAAACUGCUGGGCAGAAAUUGGCCGGUUUGCACCAGCUGGCCACUUCGGCUCGAGGAACAGCGGGAGUUUCGAUCAUUCGUUGCGGCGCCACUAGCCUCGUUGGGACAUAU
Molecule: messenger RNA, 120 nt
Organism: Protopolystoma xenopodis
Lineage: Eukaryota; Metazoa; Platyhelminthes; Monogenea; Polystomatidea; Polystomatidae
Source: the annotation of a GenBank genome assembly